AAUGUUUUAGUCAAUUGGGGGUUUUAAAAUUAUUUUCCAGGGCGUUUGCGCUCAAUCUUUUAAUAUGUUAAUCAAAUGGACUACUACUCCGCAGGUGAAAUGUGGUAUUUAAAACUCAGGUAGUCUGUCUACCUGCAUCCUCAAGACGCCAUUUUUUGCCAUUGUUGUUUAUAUUAUUGAAUGAAGAUUCGCUGCACAUAUGUAAUUUUUUUUCGUUGAUCAAUAAAUGUGGAUUAAAAAGAACUGCACACACCCAAUCGCCAGGUAUCUAUCAAGAAGCAGAUGUGACAUUUGAACCCUUGCCUCGUCUUUGGGACUAUACAUCAUAUUUAAUCAUGGAGCCACAUGGAGAAUUUGUGCUUCAGUAUUUGGGAAGUGAAGUUCUCGCCAAAGCUACAUCAUCUGGUUUAGGGACCAUUCAGAAACCUUUACGUGAUCGUUAUUUUGAGUUUAAAAAACAUUCAGGAAAGAAGAGCAAGUCUAAAGACUUGCGUGAAGUAGCUCUCCAUAUUUCAGAAAGAGGCGUGGCCGUCAUUGUUGCGGGAUCUCACCCAGGGAAUGAGCUCUAUUAUGACAUGCAGUCAAUUUCUUUCUUCGAAGCUGUUCGAUUCACGACCGUGAAAACUCAUGAUAAAAAAAUUCAGGGUGGAUUUGUUCCUAUAGAUAUCAAUCGUGCUCCCAACACAGGCUCGGAAAAACUGUUUACACCAUUAGAUAAAAAACACAGCAAUUUAGCUAAGGUGGACCACCCUCCCCUAUUGGCGCUUGUUAUGAGAAAAAAUACUGGUGUGCGGGCUUUAGAGUGUCAUGGGUUUGUGUGUGAUAACGAAAAUCAAGCACUACAUAUUGUCUCGUUGAUAGCUAUGUUGCAAUCUCAGAGGAUGGAUUCAGGACGCCAGGAGUUCGCGAGGCCGCCUUCUGAUCCAAACUUUGAAAGAGAACCUCCAUUACGGCGACCUGAUCUUUUACAACCAACAGAAGACCAGCGGCCAAUGCAUUUAACAGACGAACAUCUUCGUGGUCCUCGACCCGGAGAGUGGAGGGACUAUAGAUCUGAAUUAGAGGGACCAGAUAGAUACACGAGAGAUCCUUACGGUCCACCGGGACCUCGAGAGGAAUAUUCACAAAACUUAUCAUCAUCUGGAAGAUUCGAUAACAGGUUUCCUCCACAAAGUUAUGAGGAAAAUAUGCGAUACAGACACGAGAGAGAACAUUCCAAUGAUUAUCAGCGACCACCGUCAAACGAAUUCCACCAUGUACGACAGUCUUCUAACGAAAUACGACAUGACCGACCGCCAUCGGACUAUCGUUAUGAAAGACAAGCUUCCAUGGAGUACAGACAUGAACGCCAACCAUCUAGUGAACUCCAACAUGAACGAAAAAUCUCUUCCGAUUUCAGACAUGAACGAAAUCCGUCAUCUGAAUUUAGACACGAACGACAACUGUCGUCAGAAUAUCACCAUGAACGUCAGGGAUCUGGAGACUUUCCCAGAGGAGAACGUUAUUCCAGGGAUGCCUACGACUCUGGUGAAAGACGCGGACGUAUUGAAACAAGACAGGAAGAUUACAGGAUUCCACGCGUUAUGUCACCCGGGCGUGUUCCUCCGGCUACAGCACCAAAGCCAUCACGUGCACUGUCGCCUGGUCCUAGAUCACCAAUGGAGGAUCGUUAUUUAGGAAACGAGCCGCCAAUUAAACGAGGUCUUCCUCGUACUCCGACAACUUCUGAUGAGCCACAUUUUCCUUCGCCAACACGUGACCGCCCGCCAUCGUUCAAAGGACCGGAAUACUCUGCGUCUAGCUUAGAGAGUAGGCAGGAAAUGGAAAAUCAAAAAUCCAAACCUGUCGCCCGAGUUCCUCCUCAUCUGGUGGCAGGGGUCAAAGUUCUUCCAACAGGAUUUAUGGCAGCUUUACAAAAGAAACAAGAGGAAAAUAGGUCUCCGCGUAGUCCUAAGCAAGAGCGCUACGCCGAGGAAGACCCGUAUGAUAAUGCAAUUAGUAGAAAAGAAUUUUAUGAGCGAGAAUCAAAUCAAUAUGAUAGAGACUACAACCCCAAUGCUCCCCCUGACCUUGUUCCCAGGGGUGACUACGAUGACUAUGAUCAUGUGAUACGCAGAGACCCGGGUAGCUACUACCAAUCAGGGCCUGGAAAUUACAGGCAUAGUGCCCCUCCGGAGGGCCUCGACAAACCUCAAAAACCCUGGUCUUACGACGAGCAAUUCCAAAAAUAUGCACAAGAUAAAAAUCAAAUUAGACCAAGUGAACCACAUGGUGGAGACUACAGACAGGGAGAGAUGGCUGACAUGUUCUCCAAAAUGAACGUGCAAAACCCAAAUAAACGACCCGAGGUGCUGGACACCGCUGGGACAAAUUUUGAGCAAUCUCUCGGAUAUUUCCCAUAGUGCUCAUCAAAGAAAUUAAACAUAUCAACUUCUAUAUUAAAAGUAGUGACUUUUAAAAUAUCAUCAUUGUAACAGAUGGGUGUAAACAGUUUAAGCUUUCUUGAAUCUGUAGUGCAUUUUCCAUAGCCAAAAUACGCCAAGUUAAACUUUGCAUUAUAACCCAUUUUUCAUGUAUGGAAAAUCAAAAAUCAUUUCUAAAUAAACCUACAGAUGCAGUUGCAGUCUGUGUCCGUCCGUCGUCGUGGGCUUAACGACUUCUUCAACCACUAGCACUGGGUUAAUUUCGUAUAAACUUGCCACAAAGCAUAUUUUGGUAAAAGCUUUGUAACUAUGGAAAAGUGAAAAUAGGAUGAGUUCAUUUUUAAAGAACCACUGAGUCAUAAAUGGCACGAUUUAUGCUGAAGCAUAGAUGUUUAGAUCAUGGGGUGAUCAUUGUGACAAUGACAGAUCAUAGUGGAAUCCGAACUCUUACACAGAAAUAUGUAAGGAAAACAAAUCCGAGAAUAUACGGCUACAAAUUGUCCAUUUAAUAUACUGGGAUCAAUCUAAUGCAGCGUAAACUCGAGCAAUUUCCCCCUAGUCAUGACCCCUGGGGCAGAGAUGAGAGAACAACAGUAGUCGAAAGUUGUUUUUAAAAAAAAAACAAGGAAAAAUCUCAUUCACAAGAAAGUCGAGUUCAUAAAACUUGUUUGGAAAUAUUCAGAUUCAAAGUCAGGGAUUUUACCACAAAAAAUGUUCGAAUUAAAAAAAAAAAAAUAGGGGUGCAUUUUAUCAUAAGGAGAUUUUAAAGGUAAUAGAAAAUGAUCACCCAAAGAAAAUGUUUCAAAUUAACAAAUUAUUUUGAAAUGUAAUCCUGAAGUUAACGUAGAAACUUUUUCAGACCACUGUUUUCUGGGCCAAGGCUAGAUGUGUAAAGGCUCCCAAGUUUCAUAUAAUACUCAGGUGACUGUUAAAGCCCAUGGGCCUCCUUUUUAAGGUUCCAGUUAGUGAAGAAAAUAUCAACUAUAAUAGUUACUUGAAAAUUAACUCGCUUGAUAUAUUAUUCUAUACACCAAGUAUUUACUUUUGGUUAUCCUUUAUAAACUUUCGUAAAAUUGCAUUUAUUUUAAUUUUGUAAAUUUUCACAUUUAUAAAACAUGUUAGAAGAACAUUUUUUUUGAAAA
Messenger RNA from Saccostrea echinata, 3565 nucleotides. RefSeq lists its product as uncharacterized. The record is from RefSeq and is a predicted model, not a curated record. The transcript is spliced from 2 exons. NCBI's taxonomy places the organism in Eukaryota, Metazoa, Mollusca, Bivalvia, Ostreida, Ostreidae. Bases 336 to 2402 code for a protein of 688 amino acids.